Molecule: messenger RNA, 1149 nt
Organism: Drepanopeziza brunnea f. sp. 'multigermtubi' MB_m1
Lineage: Eukaryota; Fungi; Ascomycota; Leotiomycetes; Helotiales; Drepanopezizaceae
Biological process (GO): rRNA methylation
Cellular component (GO): nucleolus
Molecular function (GO): rRNA (adenine-N6,N6-)-dimethyltransferase activity
Source: RefSeq, a predicted model, not a curated record
AUGGGGAAACUCAAGACAGGCAAAAAGAACAGCUCCGCUGCCAGCUCGAGCCCAUAUUCGAAAGCGCAAGCCACCACCAACAAUGUCUUCAAAUUUAACACAAAUGUGGGCCAGCACAUCCUCAAGAACCCUGGAGUCGCAGAAGCCAUCGUCGCUAAAGCGAACCUCAAGCCCACCGACGUCGUUCUCGAGGUCGGUCCCGGAACCGGGAACUUGACGGUGCGCAUACUGGAGAAGGCGAAGAAAGUGAUAGCGGUAGAACUGGAUCCUCGUAUGGCGGCAGAAGUCACGAAGCGUGUGCAAGGGAAGCCUGAGCAGAAAAGGUUGGAGGUCCUGUUGGGGGAUGUGAUCAAGACCGAGUUGCCGCAUUUCGACGUUUGUAUUAGCAAUACCCCGUACCAGAUUUCGAGUCCGUUGGUCUUUAAACUUCUCGCCCUGCCGAAUCCACCGCGAACCUCAAUUCUCAUGUUUCAGCGCGAGUUCGCGUUGCGACUUACUGCGCGACCUGGCGAUCCGCUGUAUUGUCGAUUAUCAGUGAAUGCGCAAUUCUUUUCUAAAAUCACGCAUAUCAUGAAAGUAGGCAAAAACAACUUCAGACCGCCGCCACAAGUCGAAUCGUCAGUAGUGCGGAUCGAGCCGAAGAUGGGCGCAGAGAGGCCAGGCGUCAGCUGGGACGAAUGGGACGGCAUGCUGCGCAUAUGCUUCGUAAGGAAGAAUCGUACGAUGCGAGCGAGUUGGCUUGGCACAAAGGAGGUCCUGGCCAUGCUGGAGAGGAACUACAAGGUCUGGUGCUCGGCAAACCAGAUCCCGGUCGACGAUACGGAGAUUGGGGAGGAUGAGGAGAUGGAAACGGAGAUGGACGGGGAAGGGGAGGAAGCCGAGUGGGGCGGCAUUAUGGAUGUGGACGAAGAGGAGGACGACACCCCUUCCUUCUUCAAAGAGCAGGCCAAAAGGGCAACGCAGGAGAGUGGAGGGAAGACGAAGAGCAAGAAGAAGAAGACAAGGGUUGCGGAGUUGGUCAAGGAGAAGAUCCGCAAGGUGUUGGAGGACGUCACGGAGUUGGCGGAUAAGCGAGCCGGGAAGUGCGACGAGAAUGACUUCCUACGUCUCUUGUCUGCUUUCAACGACGAAGGCAUCCAUUUUGCGUAG